AUGGCGCAGGUGAUCCAUAUAACAGGAAGGUUACGACUAAGAGUGUCGCUGUCUCAUGGGCGGACCGUGCCAAGCCAAAUCAUGGGGCUUGUUGUCGUUGCUCAUGCACUACCCCCUCCUACAAUCAAUGAAGUCAGAAUUGACUGCCACAUGUUUGUUACUCGAGUAAACAUGGACCUCAAUAUCAUUUACUGUGAAAAUAGGAUUAGCGAUUACAUGGAUCUGACCCCUGUAGAUAUCGUAGGGAAAAGAUGUUACCACUUCAUUCAUGCUGAAGAUGUGGAAGGGAUCAGGCACAGUCAUUUAGACUUGCUGAACAAGGGUCAGUGUGUUACAAAAUACUACCGCUGGAUGCAGAAAAGUGGGGGCUAUAUUUGGAUACAGUCUAGUGCCACUAUCGCUAUUAAUGCCAAGAAUGCAAAUGAAAAGAACAUCAUCUGGGUCAAUUACCUUCUGAGCAAUCCAGAAUAUAAGGACACUCCGAUGGAUAUUGCACAGCUUCCACAUUUGCCAGAGAAAACCUCUGAAUCCUCUGAGACCUCUGAUUCAGAAUCAGAUUCAAAGGAUAACUCAGAGGACAAUGAGAAUUCAAAGUCAGAUGAAAAAGGAAACCAUUCGGAAAACAGCGAAGAUCCUGAAUCCGAUAGGAAGAAGUCUGGCAAUCAGUCAGAUAAUGAAAUGAACUGUAAUGAUGAUGGGAACAGCUCCAGCAACCAGGACAGCAGAGACAGUGAUGACAGCUUUGAGAAUUCUGACUUUGAGAAUCAAAAGGCCCCUGAAGAUAGCUUUGGCACUCUUGGUUCUAUGCAGAUUAAGGUGGAGCGCUACGUGGAGAGUGAGUCAGACUUGCGGCUACAGAACUGUGAGUCAUUGACCUCGGACAGUGCCAAGGACUCAGACAGUGCAGGAGAAGUAAAUGCCCAGUCUUCCAGCAAACAUCAAAAAAGGAAGAAGAGAAGGAAAAAGCAGAAAGGAGGCAGCAUGACCCGGAGAAGGCUCUCAAGCACCUCAAGUCCAAAUGGGCUUGACUCAGCAUUGGUGGAUCAGCCCCAGCUGCUCUCACCGCCAAACAGUGCCUCAGUGCUCAAAAUCAAAACAGAGAUCUCAGAACCUAUCAAUUUUGAUAAUGAUAGCAGUAUUUGGAAUUACCCACCCAACAGGGAAAUCUCAAGGAAUGAAUCACCUUACAGUAUGACCAAGCCCCCCAACUCAGAGCACUUCCCUUCCCCGCAAACCAGCAGUAGUUUACAUGUCUCCAUUCCAGACUCUGUUCUAACCCCACCAGGGACUGAAAAUACUGCCAAUCGCAAAUCUCAGUUCAGCACCUCAUCCAACUCCGCCUUGGCUCCUGUUUCCUCUGACCCUUUGUCACCACCUCUGUCAGCGUCUCCACGGGACAAGCAUCCGGGAGGCCCCAGCACUUCCAAUUCUUUAUUGUAUACUGGGGAUCUGGAAGCCCUACAGAGAUUGCAAGCAGGCAACGUGGUCCUUCCUUUGGUUCACAGGGUAACUGGAACCCUUGCUGCCACCAGCACGGCUGCUCAGAGGGUCUAUACCACUGGCACUAUCCGGUAUGCCCCAGCUGAAGUUACUUUAGCCAUGCAGGGCAAUCUCCUCCCCAACACUCACGCUGUUAACUUUGUGGACGUUAACAGCCCUGGUUUUGGCUUAGAUCCUAAAACACCAAUGGAAAUGCUCUACCACCACGUCCACCGACUCAAUAUGUCAGGACCGUUUGGAAGUGCUGUGAGCGCAGCCAGCCUGACCCAAAUGCCUGCAGGGAAUGUGUUCACAACUGCCGAAGGACUGUUCUCGACUCUUCCGUUUCCUGUGUACAGCAACGGCAUUCAUGCCGCACAGACACUGGAACGGAAGGAGGAUUGAAAUAUGACCACAUACUGUGUUCAGUGUUAAACUCCGAGGCAUAGACUAUAUUUUAAUUUAGACCUUUAAUCCUAGCACUUUGAAUUUGAGCAGGUCAGCUUAUUCUCUCCAUGUGAUGCUCCCCAUUUCAUUCCCUUUCUCUUUAACUUGACUUAUUCUUUAAUGGGAAAGAUACUUUUAAUUUUGGCCUUCAGAGAACUGAAGUAGCAGUUGCCUGCCAUUUUGUCUUCUUCCAAGAUGUGUAUUUUUUUCUUUGCAUCUUUAUUAAGAUGCCUUUAAUAUGUGUAUGCCUCUGCCAUAGAAUACUCAGUGUUGUGGUAAAGAGAUUGUAAGAGUGACAACCACGGGGUUUACUUCAAAUUGAUCUUGAUAUGAUCAAGAUUAAAAGAAACAAGCAUAAAACAAUGUGCCCUGUUUGACUAAGUCAAAUGAAAAGGGGGUAUUUGUUCCUAAUUCCUUUAAAAAAAAUAGGGGAUAGUAUUUUAGAAUUUUAUGCAGAGUUUAAUUCACUUUUUAUGGUUAAGAUUUUCUUACUUGCACAUACAAUAAUUUGGGUUCUUAAAAAAUUAAUUUCUGGCCUGUGAUUAGAAUAAUAAGAAGAUGGACUAAAUGUUAACUACAGAAACAUUAACUUAAUUUCUAAAACCAUGGUGCUAUCAUUUAUUAAUCUGUAAUGUCUUCACACAAUAUGCAGCUUCUGGGCUGGGUUUUUUGAAAGGAAUGUCUUCUGUGCUAGUCCAUAGUCAGGUGCUGCAGUCUCCUUGGUUAGUUAAGACAAAAGCCCUCAUUAACAUUUGCUGCAGGACUUAAUUUGUUUACCUCCAAACUAACAAGCCUCAUAUUAAAUUUAAAUGGAUCUGGAAGACUUUUCUUUUGGGGAGUGGGGCGAAUGUGCUAAAAAGAACAAGAAAAUGCAGUGAAAUUGAAUCAAAGACCAGAUUUUUUAAAGGUGUAUAUUGUUUCUCUUUCUAUUUUUUUAUUCUCAGUAGAACUGAGGCUAAUUUUACAACUUCCAAAUAAGUGAGUGUGUGUGUGUGUUUGUAUGUGUGUACAUAUGUGUGUGUG
Python bivittatus (Burmese python) is the source of this 2949-nucleotide messenger RNA. The record is from RefSeq and is a predicted model, not a curated record. Lineage: Eukaryota; Metazoa; Chordata; Lepidosauria; Squamata; Pythonidae.